This is a messenger RNA of Gigantopelta aegis, 2322 nucleotides long. Its product is annotated as glutamate receptor ionotropic, kainate 3-like. Gene Ontology annotation, biological process: monoatomic ion transport; synaptic transmission, glutamatergic; modulation of chemical synaptic transmission. NCBI's taxonomy places the organism in Eukaryota, Metazoa, Mollusca, Gastropoda, Neomphalida, Peltospiridae. Gene Ontology annotation, molecular function: AMPA glutamate receptor activity; transmitter-gated monoatomic ion channel activity involved in regulation of postsynaptic membrane potential. Gene Ontology annotation, cellular component: postsynaptic membrane; plasma membrane; dendritic spine. The coding region runs from base 297 to 1751 and encodes 484 amino acids. The record is from RefSeq and is a predicted model, not a curated record. The transcript is spliced from 6 exons.
AUUUUUAUCUUUAUUUAUAUGGAGUAGGACAAAAGAGUAUAUUUUCGUCCUCAAUUAAGGGACCCAGUGCCCCACCCCUUCCCCACCUCCCCCGGGCUUGAACACGAUUGCGGGGUGGAGGAACGAUUUGAACAUUAAUUUAGACUGGCCUGAAAUGCGAAUGGCAACCUGUCCCAAAUACUCGCCCUAGUUACCGCUCGACUAAAAAUAAAACACCUUACAACGACACGUUCCAUUUCCCGCUACAAAGGAAGCUUUACACACCUGUAACGUACCUGGAAACACUCGGGUACAACAUGGCAGUACGCAAGGUGUACUUGUGUUUGUUCGUUUGCAUUUCAACUGUUGUUGUCGAGGCCGCAUCGCCGAAGCACUACAAAGUGACAACACUUCCGGCGCCGCCUUACAUCUCGGUGGUUCCGGACAAGAAGAGCAGUCGGUUCGAGGGUAUCCUGGUGGACGUGCUGGAUGAACUGUCUCGGCGGAUGACCUUCACCUACGAGAUGACGCUGGUGGAUGACGGGAAGUACGGGUGGGAGACGAAACCCGGACUCUGGAACGGACUCAUCGGUAGUCUCGUCAACAAGACAGCUGAUAUUGCCGCCGCACCUCUCACGAUUGCCUCGAAGAGAGCCGAGGUGGUCAAGUACAGCCAGCCAUACAUGACGGCAGGAUUGAAGAUUCUCUACCGACAGCCGGCCGGCUGGACGAACAACGCGCCCAUAAUGUUACUUCUGCGACCCUUCACGCCAGGCCUCUGGGUCGUCAUCAUCCUGUUCUUCGCCGGGGUCAGCGUCCUGUUCUUCAUCAUCGGCCGAUUCAGCCCGUUCGAGGACGACCAGUUCGUGGGGAAGGCGGCCACCUACGAGGGCCUCACUCUCUUCAACAGCUUCCUCUACACGUUCAGCUCGCUCACCUGGCAAGGUUACACCGCCGCCCCGAGGUCACUAUCAGGGCGGGUCCUGGCGGCCACAUGGUGGGUGUUCUGUAUGCUGACGAUCGUGACGUUCACAGCCAAUCUGACAGCCUUGUUUCUGACGAGGGAACCCAACUUCCGGUCCAUGCCGUUCAUGACGUUUGAGGAAUUAUCCAAACAGACGAGCGUCAAGUACGGGACCUACAGUAAAGGGUCGACUUACAACUACUUCAAAAAGUCUAACAGGACUCUGGAGAAACGUCUGUUCGCUGCCAUGAACAGUGCCACCCCGAGCGCUUUCUUUGACACCUUUGACAAAGGGAUUCAGAGGGUCCGUGAGUCUGAUGGCGGCUACGCCAUGAUCGCGGAGGGACCCGUGGCGGAAAUGGCGGCAGAACAGGAACCAUGUGACCUGGUCGUGGUGGGCGAUACACUCACGGAGCAUGCGUACGGAUUCGCUUGUCAGUUGAACAGCACAGUCUGUGAUGAGUUCAACCAGCACCUUCUGGAGAUGAGAGAGAACGACUUUAUCUAUGAGACGAAGCAGAAGUGGAUGUACAGUGGCUGUAAUGAGAAGAGAAACAAGGAACUAUUUUUCCACGGCUUGGCGUUCCUUGACGCAUUUGGCGCCAAACCCGACGUGGAGAUGCAGACGGCUGUAACACUGCGCACGUUCGGCGCCGCGCUAAUUCUGCUGGUUCUUGGCUGUGUGUUCAGCAUCGUCAUCAUGGUGGUCGAAGUAUUUUAUGCUAGACGGCGAGGGCUUCAGUUUCCAUCGAGAAGUCGAAUGCCAAAUCAGCAGAGAAUUGAGGAACCUUUUGAAGAUGACAAGUAGAGGUGUUUCGUGGUUAACAGUGGCAGUAGUGGUAGUGGAGGUGGAACAGUGUCGCCAACUCUAGGCUAACUAAAACUCGGAGGCGAAACAGUGUCGCCAACUCCAGACUAACUAAAACUCGGAGGCGGACCAGUGUCGCCAACUCCAGUCUAACUAAAACUCGGAAUCGGACCAGUGUCGCCAACUCCAAACUAACUAAAACUCGAAAACGGACCAGUGUCGCCAACUCCAGACUAACUAAAACUCACAUUCUACUCCACGCCCACGAGUCUUAGUAUUGAAGAAUGUUCAACUGAGGAUCUUUAAGCAUUUGCACAACCCCUGCAAUUACCCACGGCAAUCGACAAUGCCGUGGAGAUUGCUGUGGAGUUUUAAUUAUCCACGGCAUUUUUAAUUUUUUUGUUCGUUAUGAACUAUAUUUGAUUUGUUUUCUUCCACAGCAUGUGUUUUUGCCGUAGACAUUUUCUUAAUUGCAAGGGUUAUGCAAGCGACAUAAUAUGUUAUGUAUGUACGUAUGAUUUUAUAAAAUUUAAUUCAGUAAUAUAUAUAUAUAUAUAUAUAUAUAUAUAUA